This is a messenger RNA of Acanthoscelides obtectus, 2372 nucleotides long. Lineage: Eukaryota; Metazoa; Arthropoda; Insecta; Coleoptera; Chrysomelidae. The record is from the annotation of a GenBank genome assembly.
GUUAUCGCCAGGCAACUCUGAUAAAUUUUGAGGGGCUUCUAACAAUUAUGGGAAGUUUCUGCCAUGUUUAACCAGCUUUUAAAAGCUACUUGAUCUGCUGGAUGUUCACUACAUAUGUCUGGUAAAUAAACAGAAUGCAUAUUAUAAUAACAAAAUUCAAUAUUUAUUAUUACUAAUAACUGAUAACCAACUAUGUUUUUAUGUGAUUCAUGGCUACUAAAUACUUAAAUGCUGAACAAAGUUAUAAACAAUAGACCGGCGUGAAUCGUAUCGCGCAUAAUAUGGACCUGACGUAACUGCUGAUAUGAUUUAAUGAGUCACCAGCAAAUCAACAAUCGUGUCUCUUCGCACAGUAGUUAACAUAACGAUUUUUACCGGUCAAACCGUACCUUGAACUGGCCGCGGAGCGUUUUAAGCGUUUUCAGCGGAAAAAACAAGGGCGAUCAGCGUAAAUAGUAAUAUAUCAACAUAAUGAAAUCUAAACACGAAAUACCCAACAAGCAUGAUUUUAUGAAAGCGAAUUCUCAUAAUUUUCUUCUGAAUGAACGAUAUGGUGGCAUGGUGCAGGAGGAUGUGGAAAAAGAGCUUUUAAAUCGUCGUACAGUUUACCGUUCUAAGCAGGUUGAUGAAUCAGAUGGAUGUGAGUCAAAUGAGCCGGUAGCUACGCAUAUUUUUCUGAAUAUGAAUGAAAAUGGCCGUAUCGAUACCAUUACAACUGGCCUGAGCAUUAUAACAAAUUCGUAUAUCGAUUAUAGUGGAUAUACCCCAAAGAAAUACGUUACUGAAUGCCAUCUAAAACCGAAAAUAGGUCCAUUUUGGUAUUCUGAAUCAGUGACCUUGCAUAUCAAUUCAACAAAAAAGAAGUAUAAAGAAAAAAUAUAUUUUAUGAAUAAACUACAUCCGAGCAGCUGGUCAGAAAUGAUGACCAUCAAAACCAAUGACGAACCAAAGAAUAUUGUGUCUGAAUGUGAAGUGUACAUUGAAAAUCCUGAGCCAAAAGAACAUGUUAUACACUUACAAUCACUACCUGUUAUAGAAGUCUGAUUUACAUCGUAGUUAUAGUCAGUUUUGCUGCUAAAAUAGUACUCAUAGAGAUAAAUACUGUUAUUCUACAGAACACAGACAGAUCUGCUAUGUUUGACAUCAAACAAUUAUUGAAUUUAGCAGAAAUAUUUUUCAAAAAAUGAAUGGCUAUAUAGAUAGUAUCAAUAUCCAAAAUGUGAGCGCAUUUUAAUAUACCUAUAAAUAAUGCUAUAAUGCAUAUAUUCAUAUACAAAUAUGGGUAAAUAAGACAGAUUUAGAAUACCGUUGACUAAUUGGUCAAGUUAAUUUUUGCUUGAACUGUGCUCUGAAGGAAAAUCUGUGAAUUAGGAAUACAAAAUAUAAAUAUAUGUUUUUUACAGAUACAUGUUCCUUAAGGUUCACGCAAAUUAUCAUUAUGACAUUUAACGUUUAUGUUUCAUUCUCGUUUGACCAAAAAAAAAGUUGUUUCUAUAACCUUACAAACAUAAGUGUGAUACAUUUCAAAGCUGCUUAAAAUUCAGUUAAGUUAUUAAAAUAAGUAAUAAGAAGACAAACAAUAGACAAGUAAGUUUGGUAUAAGCACUGACCUGGGAAAAAAGUAUCUCGGAAUUAUUUGUAACGAUUCAAAUGAAACUUACAGAACGUUUUCUCAGAUGAAAAGUGUAUUUGAGUGUCCCAACUAUAUAUGUCUGUUUCGUUUUGUAAAAAAUCUAAGAUACUUAUCUUCAAAUCAUAAAACAAAUCAGGUUUAAAAUCAUUAUAUUACCAACAAGUUAAGAUUCUGUAUUAUUAAACUAACAAAAUCAACACAAGAUAAUUUAUUGAAAAACAACAAUCACAAUUUAAAGCUUCAAUUCAACCGGAAUAAUCCGAAUCAUCAUCUUUGUCUUCAUAAUCAGAGUCUUCUUGUUUCUCUGGCACUUCUGCCUCCUCCUCCUCAAAACACUUUUGAGGCUUAGAUUCCUGCUUAGCAGAUCUUUGAUGGAACACGAAAGAUAUGUAUUUUGACAUAUCCCAUAUUUGCUUCAAAACCUGUUGAAAAUAAUAUUUCAGACUUCAAAUAAUACGCACGGCAAGACAGUAUUUGAUAUCGAAAACAGAUAUGUCUUACCAUCUUCAAAAAUCAUACAAUAAGAAAAGAAGUGAUAGUGUUCUGGUGUAUUCAUGUUUUGUACUUUCGACACACGCAUACAGAUGUAUUUUUAUGUUAAUUUUGAACGACUGUUUUAUGCAUUUUAUAAUUUAUGCUCAUUUAGUUGUACUCAAUAAGUUUUACUAUAUUUUACUGUACAAAAAUAUACUUUUAGCCGUCAAUAAUUUAUAAUGCUGAAUAAUAAAUCAUAUAAUGA